AUGGAUCCACCACCUGCUAUUGAAGAUCAACCAGACGCGUCGGAUCUGGAUCUCACCUGGAGCUCAGAUCAAGAUUAUGAUGAAUGUGUAUACUACCACGAAGGAAGUGAUCUGUACGCGGAAGAUGUCGACGGUCAGAUGGCGGUACUGCCAGAAGUGCCCGUGACGACGGAAGAUGUGAAGAUCGAGGACAUCCAGCUAUGUGGAUCUGAUGAUCAGACCCCAGAAGAAAUUGAUCGACUUCGCCAAAGGAUCUGGAAGUUCCGACACCUCUUGAUCGGCAAAGGAAAUGCCCUCCCACCGGCAACCAGAGAUAUUGUACGCGACAUCGAUGUCGGAGGAGCGAGGCCUAUCGUCCUGAAGGAGAAGCUGGCGGACUUGAUCAAGGGACUGUUGUCUGCCAAGAUGGUCAAUUACUCUAGAUCACCAUGGGCCUCCCCGAUCGUGGUGAUCAUCAAGAAGAACGAAGUGAUAUCAGGUUGUGCAUUGAUUAACAGCCUAACUCAACUAAUGAUAUACCCAAUGCCCUUGAUCAAGGACUUACUUGAUGAUCUGGAGUCAACACUUUGGUACCGUUCGUUGGAUAUGGCGAGUAGAUUUUGGGUAGUGAAAAUGACGGAUCAUGCUCGUUUGAUCUCGGCUGUUAUCACUCCUUUUGGGUUAUUUGAGUGGAAUCGAAUGCCUUUUGGUGCGUCCCAGAUCUAUCAACGUAUGAUCGACAACGCGCCAUAUGGGUUCACCCGGAUCCCGAAGUCUGAAGAUCACGGAAAUACUUUGGAUGUGUUUGAGGACGGGGAACCGGUGGAUCCAGGCAAGCCAUCGGUACUUGAGCGUAGAUCAUAUAUCGAUGACAUUCCGAUUCCAGCCAAUAACUGGGAUCAACUAUGUGACCGAGUCGAAGGUUUACUCGCAGCGUGUGAUAAGUGGAAUGUGUCGAUCAGCGUGGUUAAGAGCUUCUGGAGGAUGCCUAAGGUGGGAUAUCUGGGUCAUAAGGUCUCCCACAAUGGACUGGAGGCGAACCCGAAAGACCUGUCGGCAUUGGCGGAUCUAGCAUUUCCAGGAUCAUUUAGGGUCAUGCAGUCAUUUUUGGGAAGUCUGAACUAUUACAGCCGGUUCAUUGAAGACUUGCGAUUUAUGCGUCAGUUCUGUAUGAAUUACGAGAAAUCGACUUGCUGCGAUGGUGAAAGAGGCUACCCAAGCGCAGAUUCAACACGUGUUGGAAGCAGAGAACGUGAAUCGAGGAUCACAGGAAUAUCAAGGGGUCGGCCACCGAAAGACUUGGAUCUGGAGGCGCCAGAUCCUACUGAGGUGGGUCCGCGUUGGAUCCAUGCCCAUCGGUCCUUCAGUGUGCUUAAAACCAAGAUCGCUACUACUCCGAUCUUACGGCAUUUUGAUCCAGAUCGGAGAGCUACGGUCGUGGCGUAUGCUAGCGAUUGGCCCAUUUCGGGCUCAUUGAUGCAGGAAUACGACCAGAUCUACUACCCCGUGAUGUUUGCGAGCCGUACUCUGAAGUCGAAUGAGCUGAAAUACCGCAUCGCGGAGAAGGAGGUAUUAGCCCUCCUAAGGAUCCUGGAUCUUAACUACAAUGCACGGGAAGGGCAUCCGGUCCAUGAACGUUUAGGUCAGUGGGCUUUUCUACUGUCGCAAUGGACUCUCGAGAUCACCAAGUGCGUUAAAGAGGAAGAUGAGAGCCUGGGAGCAUUGGCGGCGAGAAUUACGCCUAGAUCACAGGUGGAUAAGGCGCUGAUCUCGAUUGCCCCUAAGAAGGAGCCACGGCGCAAGAUCUAG
Phytophthora megakarya is the source of this 1788-nucleotide messenger RNA. The record is from the annotation of a GenBank genome assembly. NCBI's taxonomy places the organism in Eukaryota, Oomycota, Peronosporomycetes, Peronosporales, Peronosporaceae.